Messenger RNA from Ziziphus jujuba (common jujube), 1477 nucleotides. RefSeq lists its product as uncharacterized. The transcript is spliced from 5 exons. Gene Ontology annotation, biological process: cellular response to oxidative stress. Gene Ontology annotation, cellular component: cytoplasm; cytosol. Gene Ontology annotation, molecular function: quinone reductase (NADPH) activity. The record is from RefSeq and is a predicted model, not a curated record. NCBI's taxonomy places the organism in Eukaryota, Viridiplantae, Streptophyta, Magnoliopsida, Rosales, Rhamnaceae. The coding region runs from base 328 to 1302 and encodes 324 amino acids.
CCAACUUAGUUUUCCUCAUUUCUCAGCCUUGUUCAAUAUGGAUGAUUGAAUUUAAGACAAGCAAAUGGCGUAGAACUUAUUUUAUUUUACUUUUUUGUUUGUUUUUCGUCUUUACAAAUGGGUAGAGUUAAAAAUGGGUUUGGUGAAUGGUGAGGUUAACUCAAUUGGUUCCCUUCCUUUUUCAGAAUAAGUCCCUGCAGCUUUUUAGUGCCACUCCUGGUCUACUAUUUCAAUUGGCUCCAAACACUUUUCGUUGAUGUUCUAAAACCUUUUUCAGGGAUUUCUAGUUUUCAGUUCUUCAUCUGCGCUUCGAAACCAAAGAUAAAUAUGGUUAAAGCCAUCAGGGUUUAUGAACUUGGUGGACCUGAGGUUUUGAAAUGGGAGGAUGUGGAAAUAGGAGAGCCAAGUGAGGGCGAGAUUCGCGUGAAAAACAAGGCCAUUGGUCUUAAUUUCGUUGAUGUGUACUUCCGCAAAGGGGUUUAUAAAGCUGCUUCAUUUCCCUUUACUCCAGGUGUGGAAGCUGUUGGGGUUGUGACAGCAGUUGGACCUGGAGUAACAGGCAGGCAAGUUGGUGAUCUUGUAGCUUAUGCUGGUAGGCCAAUAGGCUCAUAUGCUGAAGAGCAGAUCCUUCCUGCAAAUAUAGUUGUUCCUGUUCCUUCUUCUAUUGAUCCUGUUAUUGUAGCAUCUGUUCUUGCAAAGGGCAUGACAACUCAGUUUCUAGUUUCACGUUGUUUCAAGGUUGAAAAAGGACAUACAGUUCUCGUUCAUGCAGCAGCUGGUGGAGUUGGAUCUCUGUUAUGCCAGUGGGCUAAUGCUCUUGGAGCCACUGUCAUUGGAACUGUCUCAACUAAAGAGAAAGCAGCUCAAGCCAAGGAAGAUGGAGCUCACCAUGUUAUCAUCUAUACAGAAGAGGAUUUUGUCACCCGCGUAAAUGAGAUAACAUCUGGCAAUGGGGUUGAUGUUGUCUAUGAUUCUGUAGGGAAGGAUACCUUUGAGGGAUCGUUGGCAUGCUUAAAACUUCGUGGAUACAUGGUGUGUUUUGGGCAGUCAUCAGGUAUCCCAGAUCCAGUACCAUUAUCAGCUCUUGCAGCGAAAUCACUGUACAUAACAAGGCCUUCCAUGAUGCAAUACACAGCUACUAGAGAGGAGCUAUUGGAGACCGCAGGAGAGGUUUUUACAAAUGUUGCAUCAGGAGCAUUGAGGGUUCGAGUAAAUCAUACAUACCCUUUGUCUCAGGCAGCGCAAGCACAUGCAGAUCUUGAGGGUAGGAAAACUUCUGGAUCAAUUGUUCUGAUACCUUAGGAGACCUCCAACAGGAAAGUUUUUUUAAUUUCCAACUGUCUCCUUGUUAAGAAAGAAGGAAUUACAUGGGUUGGUUGUUAUUGUGCAUUUUGUAAGUUAAAAUUGUGCUGUGUUUGGGAUGACCGUUUGCUUGUUCUAGGUGUGCUAAAUAUGCAAUUUCUGCGAGUGUUAUCCA